GGAUUGCAAGUUGGGCUCUCUAAACUACUGUGUAGAGUAGGGUUUUGUUUACUUUCCCCCUUUUUCGGUUCUCUUGGUCUUAUUCUUCUGGAUCGGAUGAAACCCAAGUUGUUCUCUGGAGAAGGAGAAUUGCUUGUAGUUCCCAGUGAGGUGAGGUCAUGAUGCACUUCGCCAUUGUUCUAUAGUAUCUUCCUUUUUGUUCCGUCAUGUCUUGCUUGUUAUGUGUUUUGAUUCUUUUCAAGCCGCCUCAUCUUGCCCAACCAUCUACGGACCUCCAGUACGACAGAAGAACCACCGUUGAGGGUCAUGGGCUGAUUUCUCCAUGUUUUCCAUCUAUCUGGGAAGCACUCGGAUAUGAAAGGAUCUACACCGGUCGCUGUGUGGUUUCGGCCCUGUUUUUGGUGUUUGGUUGUCUCUUGUGGUUGUGGUUGUGGUUGUGGUUGUGUGUCUGUGUGUCUGUGUGUUGGUGUGCCGUCGUGUUGGUGGUUAUGUUAGGCUGGUGUGCCGUGCCGUGCCGCGUCAUGUUGGGGGAUUGGUGGUUGGUGAACCGUGUCUCUCUCUCUCUCUCUGUGGGUGUGUGUGUGUCUGUGUUCAGUAAUAUUCUUCAAGUUUCCUUUUUGAAGAUCCUAUAGACUGCCGAUUUGGGUGUUGUUGCCCAAAUUCAUCAUGAGCUUGUAACCUCGCAUCGAUGGCGUUGUUUUUGUUGUCUGCCUGGAAUUUAAUUUAGAUAUAUGGAUGUAUGUGCUGUGUAGGGAAACACAUUGUAUUUGCUGGAUCGGUUGGUAUAUCGUGAGUAGCCUGUGUCUCGCCUCAUCCUUACU
Molecule: messenger RNA, 821 nt
Organism: Neurospora tetraspora
Lineage: Eukaryota; Fungi; Ascomycota; Sordariomycetes; Sordariales; Sordariaceae
Exons: 1
Coding region: 207-632 (141 amino acids)
Source: RefSeq, a predicted model, not a curated record